GCAAGAUUCCCAAAGCAGCAGCACGAAGCCGCGCCGCGCCGCCGCAGCAGCCGAGAGUCGACAGAGCUCCUAGAAGAUAGCAGCAGCCUCGACGCCUUUCCCCUACCUUGAAGUGCGGUUCAGCGAUGUCCCGCGGACAUCCUCGGGCCUUGUAUUCGGGACAGAUAGCAAUACCUGCGACGUCAUCUUGCCCGGCAUAAUUGGUAUCAGCAGGCGGCAUUUCGCGCUAACAUAUAAGAACAGCUUCCCUGACAAAUACUCGCGCCUGAUUGUACGGGAUCUCGGCUCUAUGCGAGGAACCAAGGUGAUAUAUAACGACCAGGGAGACAAGGUACGCAGCAGCUUCGACUGGAUCCUCGACGGGUUCCAUACUAUCAAUGAGACCAAGACGUUUAUCGUGGAACUGGAUGACUGCCUCAAAUUCCGCAUCAUUGUGGCCCGCCACGACAUAACGACAUCUGCCUACGCCGACAGGGUCGAGCGGUUCUGUCGGGGUGCGGCAAGCCCGCAGGACCUCCUGCACGGACUCGGCCUCCAGAGCGGCCCCGAGACAGAGCGUAAUAGCGGGGCACAGACUCCUGUCCAGAAUCCUAUCCUCCUCCACAAAGGGCUGAUCGGCUGCGGCGGAUUCGGGGUGGUGAGCCGGCGGUGGAAUGUUAGCACGGGGGAGGAGUAUGCCUGCAAGCAGCCCUUAGCGGGGAGAUACAAGAAGGAGGACUGGCAGAACGAGAUCGACAUUAUGCGGAGGAUCUCGAAUGUACGAAUAGCUACAUCGUCCGGCUCUGCUUCUUCGACACCACGCCGCUGCCCCGCCUGUUCCUGGAGUACAUGCCGCUCGGAAACCUCGAGGACCAGCACCAGGCCGCCCCCUUCUCAUACGAGGAGUGCGUAGUAAUCCUCCACCAGAGCGCGUCGGCCAUCAUGUACCUCCACGGGCGGCCUGCGCCGGUCGCCCACCGCGACAUCAAGCCGGCCAACAUCCUCGUGCAGCACCGCGAUCCCGGCCGCAACGCCCUGCACAUCAAGCUGUCUGACUUUGGCCUCGCCAAGGCCGGCAGCAGCCUCAAGACGGGGCUGCCACACGGAUACGUACUGCCCGCCCGAGAUGCCUGUUACUAUGAUUUUUGGGAGUUCGCUGGUUAGCAGGAAGUGUAUCAAUCUGGGAUGCAUUGGCACUUGCACACCAUGAUCCAUAGCUCUCCCAGUGUUCUUCUGCAAAUAUAAGAAGCUUUCUUACUAU
Cryphonectria parasitica EP155 is the source of this 1240-nucleotide messenger RNA. RefSeq lists its product as uncharacterized. Gene Ontology annotation, biological process: peptidyl-serine phosphorylation; peptidyl-threonine phosphorylation. NCBI's taxonomy places the organism in Eukaryota, Fungi, Ascomycota, Sordariomycetes, Diaporthales, Cryphonectriaceae. Bases 829 to 1143 code for a protein of 104 amino acids. The record is from RefSeq and is a predicted model, not a curated record. Gene Ontology annotation, molecular function: protein serine/threonine kinase activity; ATP binding. The transcript has 2 exons.